AUAAAUUAAUAGAAUGAAAUAGCUAUUUCAUAUACCAAAUAGCAAAGCAGAAACAAUGGACAGAACUUUGAUAUUGUGUUGGAUUCUGCUCCUAUGCAUCCCCACUGGCCCAGUGUAUAGCCAAUACUACUUAAAGACCGUGCCAUGUGCUACCAAGGAGAAGAAAGUUACCAAUCUCCACUUCUUUUUCCAUGGCACUCUCGGCGGCAAAAACCCAACAGCUGUCACGGUAGCCCGUGCUAACAUCACAAGCAACGACAACUCUUUCCCAGCACCAUCCAACAGCAUAGUUGUCGACAACGCCUCACUCACCAUUGGUCCUGAGCCAACGUCAGAGAUCAUUGGGUAUGCUCAAGGACUCGAGGUAUUUUCCGGCCAAGAUAGAACAACCGUGGUGGUGUACUUGGAUUUUGGGUUUACUAAGGGCGAUUUAAAUGGCAGCUCUAUCGGCUUGUUUUCCAGGAAUCCAGCGACAGAGAAGGAACGUGAGCUUGCAGUGGUCGGAGGGAGAGGAAAGUUCAGGAUGGCUAAAGGGUUUGCUCUGCUUAAGACUUUCUCUCUAGAUAACAUCACUCUCAUUGUCGAGUAUAAUGUGACAGUGAUUCAUUACUAAGUUGACAUUUGAGAGUUAAUUCUCUUUUAUAUGCUUGAAGUGUUCCAUUUUAAUUGAUUUUCUCCCAAUAAGGUAUGUA
Molecule: messenger RNA, 692 nt
Organism: Durio zibethinus
Lineage: Eukaryota; Viridiplantae; Streptophyta; Magnoliopsida; Malvales; Malvaceae
Source: RefSeq, a predicted model, not a curated record